Ananas comosus (pineapple) is the source of this 1549-nucleotide messenger RNA. Its product is annotated as cytochrome b561 and DOMON domain-containing protein At3g61750-like. The record is from RefSeq and is a predicted model, not a curated record. NCBI's taxonomy places the organism in Eukaryota, Viridiplantae, Streptophyta, Magnoliopsida, Poales, Bromeliaceae. The transcript has 4 exons. The coding region runs from base 141 to 1247 and encodes 368 amino acids.
CAGCCGACGCCACAACCCCGCCGACGCCACAACCCCCCCUCCUCGCCAUCCCACCUCUCUCUCUCUCUCUCUCUGUCUCUAGAAUUCUCUCUCUAGAGAUCUAUCUCUUUCUCUCCCCAUUCCCCCUGCUGCUGCCGGCAAUGGGGCUCCUCUCUCUCUUCGCGCCGGCCUUCGCCCUUCUGGCCGUCGUCGGCGCCGCGCACGCGCAGGCGACAGACAGCUGCGACGUCCAACUCCCCCCCGCGCUGACCGCCAACUACUCCGGCCUCAGCUGCCGCCCCGUCUGGAACAACUUCGUCCUCCGGUACUCCCAGAGUGAUGAUAAUGUUUUGAGCAUCGUUCUGUCCGCUGUAUAUGCCACUGGAUGGGUUGGGAUGGGAUUUUCAAAGGACGGAAUGAUGGUCGGAUCCAGCGCAAUGGUUGGUUGGAUGGGUAAAACUGGUAAGCCUCAUAUCAAACGAUUCUAUCUACGUGGACAGACUAGCUCAGAAGUUGUGGCGAAUGAGGGGCUAUUGACCUCCGUCGAUGUUGUACCUGAGGUUCAUGUUGUUCAGGCCAAGAUCUAUCUAGCAUUUAAGCUGCAAUUUUCAGCUCCUGUUAAAGAGCAGCAAAUUCUCUUUGCUUUCGGGACUUCCAUUCCGGUCAAUAAUCGACUUACGAAGCAUGAGGAUAAGACAUCGAUGUCCUUUGAUUUCUCAACAGGUACUUCUUCUGGCUCUGCCUACCCAUACAACCUGAAAAGGACCCAUGGAGGACUGAAUAUAUUUGCGUGGGGAGUGUUACUGCCGAUUGGAUCCAUCAUUGCAAGAUACUGCAGGCAGUGGGAUCCGCAAUGGUUUUACGUUCAUGUUGUUUUCCAGUUUAUUGGGUUCCUUAUCGGCCUUGCUGGUGUGGUUGCUGGAGUUGCUCUGUAUAACAGACUGCACGCAAAUGUUGCUGCACACAGAGGGCUCGGAAUUUUUGUCCUUGUCUUAGGUAUUUUGCAGAUCAUCUCGUUCUUCGUGCGACCUGACAAGGACUCCAAGAUCCGCAAGUACUGGAACUGGUACCACCACUGGGUCGGGAGGCUCACGCUCUUCCUCGCCGCGGUUAACAUCGUCCUCGGAAUCCAUGUUGGUGGUGCGGGGAUGUCGUGGAAGGUCGGCUACGGCAUCAAUCUGGCCUUCCUUCUAGUCGCAGUAAUCGUCCUGGAAGUCCUCUUGUGGACAAGAUGGUCGAGGAAAACAGCCCCACCUCCGGUGUUCUAGAUUGCCCUCAAAAUGAUUUCUAAGGUGAUCGCUUUCGCGGUGUUGUUGUGCCGAUAGGUUACCAUUGUUUCAUAUUUUUCUAGAGUGAUUGGCUGUGUCUCUUCUCUUGAAAUUUUAGGAGCAGAAUUGGUUAGCGCGUUUGUAAUGAAAGAUUUUCGGCUUUGCAUAGAACAGCAAUAGCUUGUUGUAAUUAUCACAUAUUUUAGUUGUUGAGGUAUCAUUAUGUUUCAAUUUAAAAUGCACCUCUACUUGCUUUCUCUCUUAUGGGUUGCAAGCCCUGUUUAGAGGUAAAAUAAGAUAUC